Molecule: messenger RNA, 606 nt
Organism: Cooperia oncophora
Lineage: Eukaryota; Metazoa; Nematoda; Chromadorea; Rhabditida; Trichostrongylidae
Source: the annotation of a GenBank genome assembly
AUGAGGCUCCGGAGAUGCAGCGGCCUCAAGCAGAAAGUCGCACCGCAGCAUUACCACUUCAGCAGAAUUCCACAAGACCUUGGUCAAUCAAAUGCGCAUGCAGCGUCGUCAGUGCAACGGAAACAUGCAGGUGCUGAAGCUGUGGUGGACGGCAUUGGUGGAGCGGAGACAAGAAAAUCGCUGCCGAAGGCUGCUGCUCCUGGGUUGGACGAGGCGAAUGGCACCACUUCAAAUCCCUCAUCGGCACGCAUUUCCGUCAAGCAGGAAAGGAUAUCCCUUGUGCUGAGCGACACAGUUCGACACUUCAUAUUCACUGCAGUUCAGCCAAGUGAACGAUUACGCUUAUCGAACAUCAUAAGUCGUUUGGGAGGAAUUGCGGAUUCUGGUGAAUUGAGCGAUGCUUGUACUCAUCUGAUCUGCGGAAAACUAGUAACCUAUCUGUCCCUCUUCGCCCAACCAGUUGAGGAGUUGCGAAUGCUGGUGAGUGUUGGCGCAAAAGUCUUCUCACUUGAGUACAUAGCAAAAUUCUUACUCGAAGAAAAUGUGGAUGAAACCUCGUCCUAUCAUGCUGACUACAAGAAGUUCCUGCAGUAUCGCAGAAAAUGA